AAAAAACUGAGACGAGAUGCAUGCUGGGUAAAGUCCCGUUGUGAGGUCAAUGACCCAGCUGUGAUACGAGAGUCGAAACGGAUUUUCUUCGUUUUGACAUGUUAUUUUCUUCUCGACCAGAUGAGGUUUCUCUCUGUCGUUUGUACGACUAAUUCAACAUUGAAGGAAGCUGUGUGGACAUUGAUUCUCUCGCAAGCAGACUGCUGAGACAUCUGUCAGGAUGUCAGCCAACUGGAAGAAAUAGCCAAGGUCAGGGGAACAGAACUCUGGCAAGGGACCAACAAUGUCCUCCACUGAACUUAAGAAAACAGAGGAGGAUGCAGCUCUUCUACCGACAGAUACAGUUGAAGAACUUGGAGACCAGAAGUGACAACCCAAGAAAGUCCAACAGAUGAUGGUGAAGAUGUGCAUGAUAAACCAGGUCAGGAGAAGACAGAGUCUGUAGAUGUUGUCCAAGCCCAGACUUUAACAUCCUCUGAUAACAAUGAGGAGCAUGAGCCCAGCUCCCAACCAUUACAAUCAGUAGUAAACAGAUCUACAGCAGGCAGUACUGCUACAACUGACACUAACAGGACAGUAGUGAGUACUGCGAAGGGAGGAGAGAAUGUUUCAGAAAAGUGCAGAGGUUACUCGACCCUCGAUGACUUGGUGGAGGACAGUAGGGAUGGGUUCGGUAUGCAGAUUGUUGAGACGUCUCCUGGGCAAGGCAAGAACAAAAAGAAAGCUGGAAGGAAAAGGAAGAAAGGAGAGAAGUCUUUAAAGCCAAGAAAACUAAGGUUGAUCCUCCCCCAUCCCGAGGGAGCAGAGGGGGAAGGCAGCAAUGCAGGGUUUCUGGACCCCAGCUUUGAGAGCCACCUGGAGGAUAUCGGCCGGAACUACAGCCUCUCAACCACUAAUGUGAAGAGCAUACUGCAUCGUGUGAUCACCAAUGAAAGUGUUGUGGCCAUGAUGAGACAUUCAGUGAAGGAGGACCAGGGAGAGGAAGAGACAGAGGGAGACAUCAGUACCAACAAUCCACUGGCUGAACUCUUUGAACCCAAGAUGACCAGGGCUAGGGCAAAGGAAGUGGCAGAGAAAGGCAGUUUUGUGGUGCCUUGGCCCAUCUCUCCUGUGAAGAAGCCAGCUGAAUCUCAGCCAGCAAAGUUCAUUGACCUGAGUUUUGAGGAGGAUGAGGAUGAUGAUGAAUAUGAACCUGAGGAUGAUGAGAAUGAAGAAAGCGACAUUGACAGCAUAGCAUCACGGGAAGCAAGUGACUUUGGGUCCCCUAUGCCGUCAACGCCUCGUCAGUUUCUGCGCACCUACUCCGAGUCGGACAGGAAGGAUGACAGCGAAGACACAGAUGACAGACAGGAGACAGCGGAGCAGGGAGGAAAGGUGGAACCUCACAUCAAGAUCCAGCCCACGCCCAUGGGGCCGCCCCUCCCUCCCCUCAGUAAGGAGAAGACGGACGCUGCGUUCCUGUCAGAGUUGGACACGUUUGACGAGGAGCUGUCAGAACUGUCAGGAAGAACAGCCAGGAGCACCAUGGAUUUCAAUACAGAAGAGAACCUGGGUCUGAUAGCCAACCGCACCAGGUCCAAGUGUCCCCUGAAGGACACGCCUAUUGACAUCCUGGAGGCGGCGUUCCACGCACCUGACAUCACCCAGGACAUGUACGACACAGAGUGUGACGACUCGGAAUGGCAGGGAUGGCUCAAGGGGCUCUUCAAAACAGAUCUUGAUAUGAGUGGAGAUGCUGAUGAUGAGCAGAACGACCCAGACUACAACUUCCUGCAGGAGGAGGAGGAGGUGGACACAGAGGACCUGCGGGACGACCGGGCCGUCAGGAUCACAAAGAAGGAAGUGAAUGAGCUGAUGGAUGAGCUGCUGCAGCAGUAUGAAGAAGAGAUGGAACAGCUGGGUGGUGACGCUGCCCCAGGGCUGGAUGACAGCACAACCACCGACCCCCUCACACCCCCUCCCAGCAGGACCUUUGUCAAGCCUCCUCCCAUCAGUUUUGAUGGUCCCCUUUCCACGGUGAUGGCCAAGACCCACAAGACUGUGCAGCAGCAGCUUCAGGACGAGAAGAUGAGGGGGAAGGUUCCAGGAGGAGGGAGGAAGGUCCAGUCUCUACCUGUGCUGACUCAGGGGGAGAGACAACAGCUCCAACAACAGAUGCAACAACAUGUCCAGCUGCUGUGUCAGGUCCAUGUACUGACCAGGGAGGAGCCACAGCUGCAGGAGGUCGCACAGGUCACCAAGAACUUCCUGAAGGAAAACCAGAUGUUUGUCCAGCGGUCCACGCAGCUGCAUCAGAUGCAGGUGGAGCAGUACAGUUCUGCAGGUGCGCAGGUGCCACAGGUGAACUUCCACUCCAUGUUUGACACCUGUAAUCUCCAGGGUGCAGUCGACAUUGUGGACCAGAACAUCCCUGUUAGGUCCUUCACUGCCUCACCCAUGAAGAAAACAGCUAAAGGGUCAAAGAGUCACAAAGCCAAACCUACAGCAUCCUCCCAAGCCACCAUAGCAGAGAGUAAGGUGUUCAUGUACCCAGCCCUCCUCCCUACCUGUGCCCUGGACCUGCACGACCCACUCAGACAUGGGAAGGAGAAGCCAUGCUUCCUGGGGGCAGAAGACAACCUGUUAGCUCUGGGGAUGUGUCAGUACCAGGGCAUGUCAACAGUGGAGAUGCUGCACUACAUCAGGGAGAACAUGAUCCCCACUAAAACCUGCGAGCAGAUCAGGAUUCGCAUCAAAAACCUCAAGGCUAACAAGAAGAAAACAGGAAACAUUGUCCAGGUUUACAGUAAGACCAAACAGAUGCCUGCCCUCCCCGUGGUCUGCCCAGACAUGGAGGCGGCCCAGGCCGUGUCACCUGUGCACCUGCAGGGAAAACACCUACCAGGAUGGCUGCAGGAUUAUCAACAGACAAACCAACCAAAGGCGAAUUCUCUCCUGAGCACAAAGAUGAGGAAUUUGUCUCCAAAAAAGACAGAAAAGAUGUCACCUACACAGAGAGACAUCCUUCCCAAGGGUUUUGUUCCCGUCAUGUCAGUGAAGAAGGCUCUCUUCCAGUCCCCCUCCAAACCACACAGCACUGUGACCACCAACAGCAGCACCACCUCUGCUACAGUGUCUACAUCUACUGGCACCAUGGAAAACCCUGCAAAAACACUCCAAACUCUUGCUCCCAAGUCAGCAGGUGUGUCUCACAUCAGCAGUGUCGAUAGCAGCACUCCUGUUUACAUCAUGUUGCCUAGCAACGUCGUCCCUGGCAACCUGAGUCAGACUUCUCCACCUGUAGCUGGACUGCAGGGCCACGUGCAGCCUCUAGGGGGCGCUGCAGGUCGUGUAGUGGUUGUUGUUUCACCACCACCAACCACAGCUUCUAUGUCGCAACCUCCCCAGACAGUUGUCAGUAGUACGGUUCAAACUAUUGAGAAUUCCUGCCUUCAGCCGAGCGUUUCAAACAGUACUGCAUCAAACGUGUCAGUAAAAGAAGAAGACAUGGUAUGUAGAGCGGAAUCAUCAAGCCUUGUCGCUGCCCCCAGUUCCCUAGUUGAAAGCACAUGUGUGACAAGUUCAACUGAUCCUCUACCUGAAGGGUCACAAACUAGUUCUCAGUCAACAGGAAAGGAAGCCGUGGACUCUAGAGAAGGUGAAUUGCCAUGUACAGAUUCCACUUUAAGUAAUGUUCAACUUUUUGAACGGAGUUCACAAGAAACAGCCACCAGUGAUAUCAGUCAGGCUCUACCACUCGCACACACUACUUCACCAGAACUGUCCAGUUCCAAAGAAACAUCAACAGAAGAGAAAACCGUCACAAGCAAUCAGACUGAUACAAAUGUAUUUGUGGAGGAAAUUCCAGUCAGUGUUGAUGAGGGAAAUCAAAACAUGCAAAGCCUGGAAGAAGUUGUAUCCACAGAUUUGCCUGAAGCCAUGGGUCCUGAUAGAACAGUAACAGGGACAAUGUCAGAUGAGGAGAGAGGGAUGGAAGAUCUUGAGGGUGUGUCUGAAGACAUAUGCAUGGUGGAAGAUUCCAGCACUCCUCUGGAACCUCCGGAAAACCAAAUAACACAAAAUGAUGUUUCAGAGCAAAAUGUCAGAACUGAAGGAGAAUGUUUACAGCAGCCAGAUAUAGAACAUCCAGAAAGACAAGGUGUGUUUAUGGUGCAAAGUGACAGCACGGAAAGACCAUGUUUAGAUCAGCCAUGUACAGAACAACCACGUGUGCCUCAAGGUGCAGAAGAGAUCACAGCACAUCCUUCAGAGGAGGUGCCUUCAGAUCAAGCUGUAACAGAAGACAAUCCUGUUGUGCCUGUACCUGAAGAUGUGCUAGUCUCCAGUACUGAGGAACAGGAGCUGAUGGCUAAAGAAGUGGAGGCUGAACAGGGGCCUGAUUUGGACAACCUAAGUGAAGAACAGUCUGCUACCUCCAAGAGAAUGGUCAUGAAGGUGAAGACCUUCAAGAAGAAAGCCAAGGGGAGAAGGAAGCAGUUGCAGAAGGACAUGGCGUCCACCCUCCUGCUGCUGGACUCAGAUCUGAUGGACAGGGAUCCACUCAGGGAGGAACGGGAGACCAUGAUGGCCAAAAACUUCCUGGAGAGGGUCAGGGACUCCCUCAGAGAGGAGGAGGGGAAGUACCAUGAGGUCCUGCAGGUGUUCCACCAGGGCCACCAGGAGGGGAGGACGAUUGUGCAGCUGUACCAGGAGCUGCAGAGGAUCCUGGCUCGCUGGCCGGGGCUGCUGGGGGAGUUCGCUGCCUUCCUGCAGCCUGCCGAGGCCGUGGAGUGUGACCUGUUCAUGGAACAUCAGGAGUACGUACAGGCCAGGUCCUUCCUCAGGAAACUGGAGGUCUUCUUCAGUGACAACCCAGACCGUUACCAGAAGGUGCUGCGGGUGUUUGCUAGUUACAUGCGUGAGGGCGCAUCACUGGAGGGUCUACGUCAGGAGAUCACUCCGCUGCUCCAGGGGCAGCCCUACCUGCUACAGGAAUUCACCCGCUUCUUCCCGGACCUGCCACCACCACAAAGCAUGAUGGGAGACUUUGAGGAGAUCCACAUGGCCAGUGACAGUGAUGGGGAUGAAGUGCCUGAUAACUUUGAAGAGAUUGUUCUGCCAGAUGAAGACGAUGAGGAGGUCAGCAGGGAGAAGAAACAGGUGGAUCCAUGGAAACUGCUGCUGGCACAGAAACAUGGGACAAAGGAGUGCAAAUGUGAGUGCCACGAGUCAUCGACAGACCUGCGCGUCCAGAGAAGAAACCGCCACUGCGUCGCUUGCAACACCAAACUCACACCCAAAGACCUCCAAGCCAAGAAGGACAUCAUCCUACGCCACCAAGCUCUCCUCCACACCAGGGAAAGCCCCAUUCCUGACAGGACAGGCAGAAAAAUCCCGGCAAAACGCAGACGGAAGAAAACUGGGUCUGAAAUGGCCAGGGACAGCCCAUCACUGGACACUGCUAUGGUAGAAGACAGCUGCUCCUCUCCUCUCAACCAAGGCUAUGACUUGGCUGGAAGUGGAAACAGCUCAGCACGGCCACAGAAGUCUUCUUCUCACCAAAUGUCAGUGCUGGCCAAAUUUUCUCCACUUGGCUCAGGUCAGGAGGCAGGGGUUGGAGAUGAGGAAGGGAUGAGGAAGCUGUCAGCUAAUGAGGAGGAUGCAGAGGAAAGCUCACAAGAGUCGGAUGAGGAGCUGGAGCAGGUGACGGAGGAGGCUGUGCGGAACCUGCGGGACCUGUGCGAGGAGAUUCCCGCGCCCGACUGGCAGAAGAGCGCCACCAUCGUGGAGUCGUUCCGCCGGAGGCUGCAGGAGAUCGCUCAGCACGAGUACGACGAGGAGGAGGAGGAGGAAGAUGAGGAUGAUGAGGAUGAGGACAAGUUGAGUUCAGGAGAUGAGAGCCAGGAUGCAGAGUUCAGUGACCUGGAGGAGGCCAGCGGGUCAGGCUCAGCCUCCCCCAGCAGUCUGCAGGCUCUGUCUGCUGCCACCUCACCUGGCGCCGCUUCUCAAGGUAGUGAGGAGUCUCCCAAGUCACACUCAACAUCAGGACCAAGUCAGCAGGGACUGGCUGCCUCUACUUCACCUGGGACAGCCUCUCUUAGUGAGGAGUCACCUAGAUCACACACAAAGGCAGGGAUAAGUCAGAAGGGACUGGCUGAUGUUUUGUCACCUGACACAGCCUCACAGAGGAGUGGGGGGUUACCAAAGGUGCACAUAACAUCAGGGAAAAGUCAGCUAGAGCUGUCUGCCACUAUAUCACAAGGAGAAGGAGCUGCUGUGAGAUCACCUGAUGUAAUCCUCCAAGUCAGUCAGGAUUUGCCUAAAGCGCCCACUCCAACAGAGCAAAGUAAAACUGCAGAGCCGGAGGCAGUAGCUUCACAAGUCAGCAAGGAGUUGCCAAAGAUCUCUGGAAGGGGCCCUGACAUAGCCUUGCAAGGCACAGGGGAGUCACCCGGGGCCUCCAUAACAAUUGAGGAGGGUAAAACUGAAGGCCUAGAAACAGCAACAGAGAUGGCUGGCACAGAUAUAGGAAACACAUCAGGUGUAGAAAUUGGUCAAUUGAAUGUAUCAAGUCAGAGAGAUGGUGCAGCAGACCAACUCAGACAAGACCUUGGGAACAACACAGUUGAAGUGGAAGACAGUAGAGACAGUAAUGACAGCAGAACAUUGAGAGGAUCAAUGCAGGACAAUGCUAUUAACCAGAAGGGUGAGAAAGUCACAGAAGAUCACCACACAACUUCAUCUGACUCAGGAAGGCAAAGUAUUCCUAAGGAAUACUCAGAAACUCAUGAUCACCAUGAAGUGGGUGCAGCUAGUGAUAGAAAUGUUCCAUCCUCUCUUGGAGGUGGAACUUCAGAUACUGUACAAGAAAUGACAGCAGACUCCUCACAAGAAAUAGAUAAGGAGGAGAAUGAAACAGACACUUUAAGACACAAGGAAGAUGUCUCUACAAGGUCUGAGGGGGAAGAUGAAAAGAUGGAGGCUACUGAAGGUCAAGAUCAAGCAGAAGAAAAGGGCAGCAGUGGAGAUGGGACUAUCCUGUGGACAAGAGACCAGGACAGAACCCUUCUACAAGCCUGUCAGCAGCAGGGAGCCACUGCAGAAACCUUCGCUGUAGUAGCAGAACAGCUGGGAGAUAGGACUCCACAACAGGUGACGGACCGUUUUAUGGAACUGAUGGCGCUGUACCACCAGCAAGGCACGUCCACAGAUGAGGAGACAGGCACAGAUGGGGAGACUGAGGAGGAGGAGGGGAGCGAGUACUCCACUGAGCAAGACCCUGGAGAUGUGGAAGAUGACUGAGUCUCAGUGGAGAUCAGCACUGAGCCACUCUGCAGAAUCAAGUAAUGCAAGAUGAAUAAGACCAGUUGACAUGCUUCUAACUUUUUGUUGCAGACUUUUCAAUAUUUUUUUCUUGCCUGUGUGUGACAAAUAUUGCACAACUUAUGCGCAUACAAAUGUAUGAUAUUCCCUAGCCUUGUAUGAUGUAUAUAUAUUUUUGACAAAAUGAACCUUAAGAUAUACAUGUAUGAUAUACAUGUAUAUGUAAAGCACACAAAGUGGAAAGUAGCAGCAUUAAAGUCCUAAGGCAUAUGUUUACAUGUUUUCUUUUGCCAAUGUGUAUUAUGAAUUGUUUGUGUAUUCAAACUUUGUUGAAUACCUGAGCCUUGCCCAUAGCUCUCAGUUGUAUGAAAAGACAUGUCUAUGCUAUGAUUCAAACAAAGAGUUCUUUGUACAUAAGAUAUUCCAGAGCAGGAAACACUGCUGAUAGUAUGAAGUGCAUGCAGCAGGCAUGACAAUCAUUCUGUGUUGGAUGGAGGCAUAGAGGGAGUGCUGCAAAAUUGUGUACCUUCUUGUGAAUAUAAUAAUUUAGUAAUCAUACAUAUGACUUGUAGUCAUAAUUGAAUUGAAAUGAUCUGGAAAAGUAUUUAUUCUGCAAGUGCAGACCACCCUAUUUGUUUUCAGCCAGUGUUGUUUUUGUGUUUUGCAUGUACUGAAAGUGUUCUGUACACAACAAUUUGUACAUCUUGAGUUUUCAAGAGAUGGAGUAUGUCUUGAGAUAUACAAUAUCAAUUGCUGUCACAAUUUUGAGUGUUUUUGUUCCUCUGACAACACAUUAUUAUUUGUUGCAUUAUGGAUUAUAAUAAAACUAAUGUGACCAGUAAGUGAGAAUGACAAACUGUG
Molecule: messenger RNA, 8163 nt
Organism: Branchiostoma floridae (Florida lancelet)
Lineage: Eukaryota; Metazoa; Chordata; Leptocardii; Amphioxiformes; Branchiostomatidae
Product: GON-4-like protein
Exons: 31
Coding region: 676-7281 (2201 amino acids)
Biological process (GO): regulation of DNA-templated transcription
Cellular component (GO): nucleus
Molecular function (GO): transcription coregulator activity
Source: RefSeq, a predicted model, not a curated record